Neopsephotus bourkii (Bourke's parrot) is the source of this 1886-nucleotide messenger RNA. It is a transcript of the gene NDOR1, whose product is annotated as NADPH dependent diflavin oxidoreductase 1. The transcript is spliced from 14 exons. The coding region runs from base 34 to 1824 and encodes 596 amino acids. The record is from RefSeq and is a predicted model, not a curated record. Gene Ontology annotation, cellular component: cytosol. NCBI's taxonomy places the organism in Eukaryota, Metazoa, Chordata, Aves, Psittaciformes, Psittacidae. Gene Ontology annotation, molecular function: NADPH-hemoprotein reductase activity; flavin adenine dinucleotide binding; FMN binding.
GUGUUAGCCCCCUCCUUUGUGCCACCCUUGCAGAUGGCAGCACGGAAGCUCCUUGUUCUCUUUGGCAGCCAGACUGGGACGGCUCAAGACACAGCCGAGAGGAUCGGCAGAGAAGCCAAGCGGCGGCACCUCCAGUGCACAGUGGAGGCUCUGGACAGCUAUGAUGUGGCCAACCUCAUCAAUGAGCUCUUGGUGGUAUUUGUGUGUGCAACCACUGGCCAGGGUGACCCCCCUGACAACAUGAAGCUGUUCUGGCGGUUCCUGUUCCGGAAGAACCUGCCCUCCGGUGCCCUCUGCCGGCUGGACUACGCCGUGCUGGGCCUUGGCGACUCCUCCUACCCCAAGUUUAACUUCAUUGCGAAGAAGCUGCACAAGCGGGUGCUGCAGCUUGGGGGCAGCCCUUUGCUGCCAGUGGCCUUGGGAGAUGACCAGCAUGACUUGGGGCCAGAUGCAGUGAUUGAUCCAUGGCUUGUGACCCUAUGGGACAAGAUCCUCGUCUUGUAUCCUCUCCCUCCUGGCCUUGAGAUCAUCAGCCCCGAUGUACGCCUGCCCCCAAAGUACACCCUACACUAUGUGGCUGAGGACUCCCCAGAGCCCAGCGGGGUCCUGCUCCAGCCCACAGCACCCAGAGCUGCUCCCUCCGAGCUCUGUCCCUUUGCUGCUCCAGUGGUGUCCAACCAGCGGCUCACGGCACAAUCCCACUUCCAGGAUGUCCGGCUCAUUGAGUUUGAUGUCACGGGCUCAGGGAUCACGUACAGUGCUGGGGACGUGGUGAUGGUGCAGCCCCAGAACUGCCCUGAAGAUGUGGAGCAGUUCUGCAAGCUCCUGCACCUGGAUCCGGACAGACACUUCGUGCUCAAGCCCACGGAGCCUGGGACAGCCCUCCCGGCCCUGCUGCCCCAGCCCUGCUCCAUCCGGCACCUGGUCACACACUACCUGGACAUCUCCUGCGUGCCACGGCGCUCCUUCUUCCAGCUCCUGUCCUGCUUCUCCACCAGUGAGCUGGAGAGGGAGAAGCUGCAGGAGUUCAGCUCUGCAGAGGGCCAGGAGGAGCUGUACAGCUACUGCAACCGGCCCCGCAGGACCACGCUGGAGGUCAUGUGGGAUUUCCCUCACACCACGUGUGCCAUUCCACCCGAAUACCUGCUGGACCUCAUCCCACACAUCAGACCUCGUGCCUUCUCCAUCGCCUCCUCCAUGCUGGCUCAUCCUGACCGGAUCCAGAUCCUCAUGGCAGUGGUGCGGUACAAGACGUGGCUCAGCAAACCCCGCCGUGGCCUCUGCUCUACCUGGUUGGCUUCUCUCAACCCAGAGCAAGGUGAUGUCCAGGUGCCUCUUUGGGUGAAGAAGGGGGGCCUGAAGUUCCCAUCCAACCCCGACACUCCCAUCAUCAUGAUCGGCCCUGGCACAGGGGUGGCUCCUUUCCGAGCAGCGAUACAGGAGCGGGUGGCACAGGGAUGGAGAGGGAACUGCUUGUUCUUUGGCUGCCGCCAGAAAUCCAAGGACUUCUACUGCCAGGCAGAGUGGGAAGAGCUGGUGGCAAAGGGCUUCCUGACACUCUUCACAGCCUUCUCCAGGGACCAGGAGGAGAAAGUUUAUGUCCAGCACCGCAUCCUGGAGAACCGCAGGCUGGUGUGGGAGCUGCUGAGCAGCAGGAAUGCUCAUGUCUACCUGGCUGGGAAUGCCAAGCAGAUGCCAGUGGCGGUGGCAGAAGCCCUGCAGUCAGUGCUGCAGCUGGAAGGUGGCCUGUCACCCUCUGAAGCAGAGGAAUAUUUAGCAGCCCUGGAACGGUCCCAGCGCUUCCAAUCUGAAACAUGGUCAUAAGCCUGGCUCCCAGCCUCCCCCUUCCCAUGAACUGUGCCUGAAUAAAGGAGCCAGCAAAAGGA